Pongo pygmaeus (Bornean orangutan) is the source of this 3751-nucleotide messenger RNA. RefSeq names its product WD repeat domain 89 (gene WDR89). The record is from RefSeq and is a predicted model, not a curated record. Gene Ontology annotation, molecular function: protein binding. The transcript has 2 exons. The coding region runs from base 746 to 2023 and encodes 425 amino acids. Lineage: Eukaryota; Metazoa; Chordata; Mammalia; Primates; Hominidae.
AUUCAGCAACCACUUAUUAACAAAUAAGCAAGAAAGAGGUAAUAAGUUCACCACUAAAACAGGACUUUUAAAAAAUUACAUUGAGUAAAAAGAGCAAAUUGCAAGAAAGAUACAUAUAAAUAUGGUGCCAUUAUUCUAAAUUCUUAAUUAUUGGAGUGAAGUUUUUCUUGUGUCUGUAAUGUUCCAUUUUGUUAAACUGAGGCAGAUACAGUAAAAAAUGUUAAUAUUUGUUAAGUAUAGGUGGUACAUGUUUGGGUGUCUUAUUUUUUUUCUACACCUUUGUACAUUUGAAAUACUUCAUAAUUAAACAUUUUAAAUUUUGUUUGUCGGUGUUUUUUUGAGACAGGGUCUUGCCCUGUUGUCCUGGCUGGAGUGCAGUGGCAUGAUCUCGGCUCAUUGCAACCUCUACCUCCCGAGCUGAAGCAGUCCUCCCGAGUAGCUGGGAGUGCACUACCACACCUGCCUCAUUUUUGCAUUUUUUUGUAGAGAUGGGGUUUAGCCUUGUUGCCCAGGCUGGUCUCGAACCCCUGGGCUCAAGCAAUCCACCUGCCCUGGCCUCCCAACAUGCUGGGAUUACAAGAAUGAGCCACUGCACCUGGCCAUCAUUUUUAAUUUUUAAAUAAGUGAAACAGGAUAAGGAUGUGAUAGGAAAUGACAGGGGCUUUUUCACGUUGAUUGGCGGGGGAGAGACUCUCUCUGGGCAGGUGACAUAUGCUGAGACCUGAAUAACAGGAAGGAGUCACUCAUGCAGACAUGCAGGGAAAGAAUACUCCAGGCAAACAGCUGUUGCUGCAGUCCUGAGGCAGGAGCAAGCCUGACGUGUUCAAGAGUUUUACUAUCCUUGGAUGCUGCUGUUGAUAUGGAAAAGAUUGAGGAACAAUUUGCUAAUCUGCACAUUGUUAAAUGUUCCUUAGGAACCAAAGAGCCCACUUACCUUCUUGGUAUAGACACAUCAAAGACUGUCCAAGCAGGAAAGGAAAACUUGGUUGCUGUUUUAUGUUCUAAUGGAUCAAUCAGAAUAUAUGAUAAAGAAAGGUUAAGUGUACUACGAGAAUUUAGUGGAUAUCCUGGACUUCUUAAUGGAGUCAGAUUUGCAAAUUCCUGUGACAGUGUAUAUUCAGCAUGUACUGAUGGCACUGUAAAAUGUUGGGAUGCUCGAGUAGCCAGAGAAAAACCUGUUCAGCUCUUCAAGGGUUACCCUUCCAAUAUUUUUAUCAGUUUUGAUAUUAAUUGUAAUGAUCAUAUUAUUUGUGCUGGUACAGAAAAAGUUGAUGAUGAUGCAUUGUUGGUGUUUUGGGAUGCAAGGAUGAAUUCUCAGGAUUUAUCUACAACUAAAGACCCACUUGGUGCAUAUUCAGAGACACAUAGUGAUGAUGUCACUCAAGUACGUUUCCAUCCCAGCAAUCCCAACAUGGUAGUCUCAGGUUCAUCUGAUGGCCUGGUAAAUGUAUUUGAUAUUAAUAUUGAUAAUGAGGAGGAUGCACUGGUUACAACCUGUAACUCAAUUUCAUCAGUAAGCUGUAUUGGUUGGUCUGGGAAAGGUUAUAAACAGAUUUACUGCAUGACACAUGAUGAAGGAUUUUAUUGGUGGGAUCUUAAUCAUCUGGAUACUGAUGAACCAGUUACACGUUUGAACAUCCAGGAUGUCAGAGAAGUAGUUAACAUGAAAGAAGAUGCUUUGGACUAUUUGAUUGGUGGCCUAUAUCAUGAAAAGACAGACACAUUGCAUGUUAUUGGAGGAACAAACAAAGGAAGGAUUCAUUUGAUGAACUGCAGCAUGUCAGGACUGACCCAUGUGACUAGCCUUCAGGGAGGGCAUGCUGCUACAGUCCGUUCUUUCUGUUGGAAUGUGCAAGAUGAUUCUUUGUUGACUGGAGGAGAAGAUGCACAGUUGUUACUUUGGAAACCUGGAGCUAUAGAGAAGACCUUUACAAAGAAAGAGAGUAUGAAAAUAGCAUCCUCUGUGCACCAACGAGUACGAGUUCAUAGUAAUGAUUCUUAUAAAAGAAGGAAAAAGCAGUGAUAAUGCAUUUGGCACUUUGUUUGGUAGGUUUUAUAGUUUCAAAUAGUCCUUCUUGUUUACUACCCAUGGUAGACAUGUUUAAAGCUUUAUGUAAAAACAAGCCAGUUAGCAAACAGUCCUGGAAAAAUAUGGUGAGAAUGGUUUAAUUCCGGUCUUCACAUAUUCUAAAAAAUUUUAAAGCCUCUAAGUAUAAAAUCAGUGAGUUGAAAGUAAAAUUUCUCAUUUAAAGAACCCAUCUGUUAAUGUAGUAAAUGUUGGCUUUAAAGAAAUAGCUCUGAUAAGGACUUUUUAGAAGGAGAUACUUGGUAAAACUUAAUAAAACAGGUGGUUGGCUGCAUUUUUUAGGCCCAGUUUUUUACAUUUUAAAUUGUCUUUGUUGUGUAUAAAACCAGAUCAGACUAUAUUCUUCAUCUGAGGAGCAUCUAUAUGUUUAAUACACCUAAUGUAUUAUGUUGGAGUAUUUAAAUGUAAGUAUUUUAAUGAGUAAAUAGAAUUAAACUUUUUAAGAAAUAAAAUGAUAGGCAUCUAUGUAAAAUGAAAAUAUUUAGUAAAUAUUUGCAUCUUUAAUAUUGUUAGUAAGUAGUAAGCAGGUGUUUUGCUGAUUGAAAGGAAGUUAUCUUGGUAAAUUGAGACUCAAAGUGAAAUACAAAAAUGAAAAUAUUUAUACUAGGACUCAACUUGGAGAAAUUGCUAUUCUUCCUGUUGUCCAAACCAUAAAUCUGAGGAUAACCUGGACUUUUCUCUUCCCUCUUCUCCUAACCAGUUUUUCACCAAGGCCUGUGCCAUUUCACCUCCUAACGUCUGUCAGCUAUCCUUUUGCCUUUACCUCACCACUGCUACCCCAGAGAAGACUUUCAUUAUUUCUCACCUGGAUUACCAGCUCGAUCUCUAAUCUGCUUCAGUUCAUCCUUCUUGCUACUUCUAGGCUAAACAUCAAAAACAGAUCUGGUAGGGGCGGGGAAAUGAGGGGGAAGAAACAAAAACGUGGUGAUGCCUCAUGCUGCUUAAAAUCUUCAGUACAUUGAUGUUUUGAUGGAGGACUACAUAAGCGUUAAAAAUUGUGUUUUUCAGCAUCUUUAAACUAUAAGACAGUGCUGUGUAGUGAAUAAAAAAAUUAGUUUGAAAGAUAUCUGGGGAAAUCGCAUUCAUAAAACAAUUGGAAGUGAAACUAUCAAAACAAUAGGGCUUUUUAAAAUUAAAAAUAUUUAAAAUUCAAAAGUAAUUAAUAGUGUUGGAAGAUGCGGGUGAGAAAAUAUUCCUGAAAGUAGAACUGAAAGAGACAGAAAAGAUGAAAGCCACAGAAGAUAAAUACAGGGGUCUAAAACCAGACUAACAGUUUUAGAAAGUGAAAAAAGUUAAAGAAAUGGCAGUGGGUUAUUAGAAAUAACAUAAACGGUUGGUAUGGUUUGUCUGUGUCCUCACCGAAAUUUCAUCUCGAAUUGUAAUCCCCAUAAUCCCCACAUGUCUAGGGAGAGACCUGGUGGGAGGUGAUUGGAUCAUGGGGGUGGUUUCUCCUAUGCUGUUCUCCUGAUAGUGGGUGAGUUCUCACAAGAUCUGAUGGUUUUAUAAAGGACUCUGCCCCUUUAAUUCCUCACUCUUUCUCCUGAAGCCUUGUGAAGAAGGUGCUUUGCUUCCCCUUUGCCUUCCCCCAUGAUUGUAAGUUUCUUGAGGCCUCCCUGGCCAUGCUGAACUCUUGAGUCAAUUAAACUCUCUUUCUUUUAUAAAUUA